GGAAAGAUAAAAAAAAAAAGGCUAACCUCCAAGCCAAAGCUAACUAAUCUCUAACCAACCUUCUUCUCAUCUUUCUCUCCACACUCGACCCAAAUCACCCAAUUGAAAAUUGAAAGCUAAGUAGAAAGGUACUUCCUCUCCCCUUCCCCUUCCUCUCCAAGCUCUUCAGUCCCUUUAAAGAGCUUCUCACAGAAACCUGAGUCUUGCUUUCCUCUCUCUCAUUAAUCCACUUCAACUCUACAAAGAAGGCUGCUUGUGGGUGUGGGGGGUGGGGGAGAGAGUUUAGUUUCCUCUUUUCUUUUUUCUGGGGCUGCAUGAUGACUCUUACAAUCUCAUGGAAUUUGGGAAUACGCUUAGAAUAGGAUACAAAUCGCGGACAACAAGCGGAUGACUGGAGCCUUGAAAAUUAGUGGGUUUUGGAGAGUUCAGAAUUUUAUAUAAGAUGUUUGGGUGCAAGUGUUUCUAUUGGAAUAGAGUCUCCGAUUACUUUUUGCCAGAACCAGAGCUUUUUUCGCUUCCAGCGCCCAUCCGGGAAUGGCCUGAAGGCCAAGGCUUUGGUACCGGAAGAAUAUGUCUAGGAGAAAUAGAAGUUAUUAAGAUCACCAAGUUUGAAAGUAUUUGGAGCUGCAAUUUUUUGAAUGACAAGAGGAAUGGUAUUAUAUUCUAUAAGCCGACAGGAAUACCAGAUGAUUUCUACAGCCUUGGUCACUACUGUCAACCAAAUGACCAGCCUUUACGAGGGUUUGUUCUUGUGGCUAGAGAUGUGGCUACUCAUGAAACAGAAGUUGGCCAUUUAUGCAACAUGUUUGAAGAGUUCCCAGCUCUUAGAAAGCCCCUUGACUAUAUAUUAGUUUGGAGCACAGAUGAAUGGAGUGAGGACAAUCAUGAUGGAUGUGGUUACUUUUGGUUACCACAACCACCUGAAGGUUAUAAAGCUAUGGGCCAUGUGGUUACCAACACGCCAAACAAGCCUUCACUUGAAGAAGUGAGAUGUGUUCGGGCUGAUCUCACAGAGACCUGUGAGGCUUAUUCUUUAAUAUUUGAUACUGAUUCAAGUAUUCACAAGUUCCCAUUUCGGGUCUGGAACACAAGACCAUGCCAUCGGGGGAUGCUGGGGAAAGGUGUUUCUGUUGGGACAUUUUUCUGCAGUAGCUAUUUGAGUUCUGAGGAUGAGCUGAGCAUUGCAUGCUUGAAGAAUGGUGAUCCAACUCUACAUGCAAUGCCAAAUCUAGACCAGGUCCAUGCACUCAUCAAGAACUACGGACCCACUGUUUUCUUCCAUCCUGAUGAGAUUUAUUUGCCCUCCUCUGUGCCAUGGUUUUUUAAAAAUGGUGCUUUGUUGUACCAAAAAGGUAAAUCAGCUGGAGAGGCGAUUGAUUCUAGAGGUUCAAAUUUGCCAAGUGGUGGGUCUAAUGAUGGAGAGUUUUGGAUUGACUUGCCGAAUGAUGACCAGAAUAACAUCAAAUAUGGCAACAUAGAAAGUGCAGAAUUGUAUGUUCAUGUGAAGCCAGCUCUAGGAGGAACCUUCACUGAUAUUGUAAUGUGGAUUUUUUGCCCAUUCAAUGGGCCAGCCACAAUCAAGGUUGGGGCAGUUAAUUUUGCACUUAAUAGGGUAGGGCAGCAUGUGGGUGAUUGGGAACAUUUCACACUCCGUGUGAGUAACUUCACUGGUGAGCUCUGGAGUAUGUACUUCUCACAGCACAGUGGGGGAGAAUGGGUGGAUGCUUGUAACUUGGAGUUCAUUAAGGGAAACAAGGCAAUUGUUUACUCAUCAAAGAGUGGUCAUGCAAGCUUUGCACAUCCUGGAAACUAUAUUCAAGGAUCUACAAAGCUGGGGAUAGGAGUUAGGAAUGAUGCUGCUCAAAGCAACUUUUUUGUGGAUUCAAGCAUCAAGUAUCAAAUUGUUGCAGCAGAAUAUCUUGGAGAUGGAAUUGUUACUGAGCCUUGUUGGUUGCAGUUUAUGAGAGAGUGGGGUCCAACCAUUGUGUACAAUUCAAGAUCUGAACUGGAAAAGAUUAUCAGUCUUCUUCCAUUUUUGAUCAGGUUUUCAGUGGAAAGCAUUUUUGAUAAGUUCCCAGUUGAGCUAUAUGGAGAGGAGGGACCAACUGGGCCCAAGGAGAAGAACAAUUGGGUGGGGGAUGAGAGAGAUUAACAUAACCCCAUGGUCCACUCACUUGAACAGUCCCAUUGGUGUUGUUCCAUACAUGUUAAAGAGUGUGCAUUCGGAAAUAGUCAAUCUUGUACCAGUGUAUACUAUCAUUCUUGUAAACAUAUUGUAGAGCAUGGAGGUAGAGAGAGAGGGAGAUUCUUCUGUUUUAAAGUAAGUUUGUUGAAACAAAGGUGAAAUUUCAGGUUCUUGCAUGUUAGAAGAAGUCAAACAAUCAAGAACCAGAUGAAUUGAAGAUUGCAGGAGUACCUUUUAAACAGAUCUACAGAGAAGCUGCACGAGAAUACUGUCUGUACUGGUCUUGUAAGAAGAUGCUUUUGAUGGUCUAGCUAUGAAACAUUUGGAUAUCAAUGGUUUCCUUGUCUAAGUUCACAUCUCUUGUUUGGAACCAGAUGGCGACAUCACAGCAAAGGAGAAAGCAAUUCUCUGUGAAUCAGACUAGAAGAGCAGUGUCCCUGGAAGGGGGAUUCAUACCAGCUGCACUAAUGCUCCUAUAGUCUAUACCAGGCUGCGGAAGCUCCUCUACCCCUUGAACCCAUAUACUCAGAGGAGUCGUGGCUGUGCUAGCUUCACUUUUCUCUCUCAUUCUCUCUGUCUCUUCCUCCCGCCAUCUCUCUUUGGUGUAAUGUAGAAGUUGAGUUUUGGGAAAAGUUGCGAGUUUGAUAAAAAGAUUGAAUUGUGCGUAUGGUUUGAACUUUUCCAGUGAUAGUGAUGCCAGUAACUGAAAAUUCAGGUACUCACUUCUCAUCAGAUUGCAUAUACUACACUGGAAGUCCAUGUUUUGAGUGUUGUAAAUGCUUCCUUUAUGGUUCUCAGUAGGAUUUUGUGGUUAUCAGUUCUUGUAGUUUGGUAUCUUUUUGUAGACACAACGAAUGUGAAAUGUGUGAAUCUGUCCAUUUGAAACCAAAAUUUAUUUACC
Molecule: messenger RNA, 3086 nt
Organism: Nelumbo nucifera (sacred lotus)
Lineage: Eukaryota; Viridiplantae; Streptophyta; Magnoliopsida; Proteales; Nelumbonaceae
Source: RefSeq, a predicted model, not a curated record